GCGCCGGAGCGACAUGCCGCUCUUACCAGGCUCCUGCGCUCGUUCGUUGGCACCAUGGAGAAUUUGGAGACCACCGCGUGGCUUGCCCACGGUUCGCUGCUCGCCUGGCACUGGAGCCCGCGGAUCUUCCCAUGGGAAUGGGACCUAGACGUCCAUGUGCACUUUCGGGGGCUGCAGAAGCUGGCCAGUUGCUGCAACGGCUCGGUGUACGAAUGUGGCAUAGGGGAAAAGUACUUGCUGGAUGUUAAUCCGUUUAUGUGGGAGAGGAAUGGGAUGGUCGACCCGACUAACCGGAUCGAUGCGCGAUGGAUUGAUCUAGCGACGGGGCUGUAUGUGGAUAUCACGGCCGUGGAGGAGGCUGAAAAUGCUCAGGGAGGAUGGUCACUGGCGGCCAAAGAUGGGCACCAGUAUAGGAAAGGGGAUGUGCUGCCGUUGAGGGUGGCAUGGUUUGAGGGUGUAAAGGUGCUGGUGCCGUGGAAUUCGACGGUGGUGCUGGAGCACGAGUACGGCAGGGAGGCACUAGUGAGGAGGAUAUUCAGAGGGUAA
Messenger RNA from Ilyonectria robusta, 546 nucleotides. RefSeq lists its product as uncharacterized. The record is from RefSeq and is a predicted model, not a curated record. The transcript has a single exon. NCBI's taxonomy places the organism in Eukaryota, Fungi, Ascomycota, Sordariomycetes, Hypocreales, Nectriaceae. The annotation marks the transcript as partial.